Messenger RNA from Balaenoptera ricei (Rice's whale), 2752 nucleotides. It is a transcript of the gene RELL2, whose product is annotated as RELT like 2. Gene Ontology annotation, biological process: positive regulation of cell-substrate adhesion; positive regulation of p38MAPK cascade. Lineage: Eukaryota; Metazoa; Chordata; Mammalia; Artiodactyla; Balaenopteridae. The coding region runs from base 1091 to 2002 and encodes 303 amino acids. The transcript is spliced from 7 exons. The record is from RefSeq and is a predicted model, not a curated record.
UCUGGCCUUGGCCGGAGGACUGUAGCGUCGGUCCUAGGAUGAGAGGGCCAUUUCCUUCCGGGCGGGGGUCAAAUCCUCGGGAAGCCGAGCCAUCCCGUCCAGCUACCUGUCCCAAACGGGGCGCAGGCCAUGUCACCUCUCUAGGAGGCUCCGGAGAACCGGCCGCGCUGUCCCUUUCGGGUGCAGAAAGCCGGCUCCCCCCGGCCCGCUGGGAAGAUUCCCUGCUACACAUCCGGCCGGGGCAUCUGAGGGCAGGAGCCAAGCCAGCCGUGCCCGAUAGACCAGUGGAGAGCACUCUCGCCUGACUGCCUGUCCUCCUCACCGGACCCAGACUCGGCACCGCACACUCCCCCGACGCGGGGUCGGGGAAGGGGGGGAGCGGCGCAGUCACGCGCGCAUCACACUUGCGCUCACAAGCGCGCAAGGCUCUCGCUCUCCGCCCGGCACACCUGCGCUCCGCCCCCUGGUCCCGGGCCGGCGACGGUCGAAGGCUUUUAGGAACCCAGGGCAGCGGCGGCGGCGUCCCCCUUCUCCUUCCCUUCCCAGGGCUGGAGUUGUCCGGAGCCUCUCACCGGUCCCAACCAGCCCGCAUCCCUCUCCAUCCUUCCCUCCCCCCGCCUGCCGCGGCACGGGUAUCUGCGGCCGCAGCCCGGAGCCCUUGAGGCGGCGAAGGGGGGAGGGGAAGAAAGCAAGGGAUGAGCGCCGGGAGGGCGUCGGGGGCCCUGAGCCGGACUAGGACGCCCCUGGAGCCGGAACCCGAGCCGGAGCCGGAGCCAGAGCCAAACCACCGGUACCGUGUCCUUGGGAGGGACGGAAGCUCAGGACAAGCUGGAAAGGGGAACGUUCUGGGCGUCGGGGAAGCGGACCAGGGUCGUGGAAGACAGCUUGCGCAGCUGCCGUCUGGCACCCCUGGCCCGGACCAGCACCUCUGGCACGGACAGCUCCCUGGUUGGGUAGGGGGUGGGGCCAGACCUCAGAGGCUUGCCUGUCUCGGAUCCUGAAGAAGGCAUUCCUAUCCCUCCCCCCAUCUCUAGCUGCAGCCCCCUAACCCCAGGAGGCGCCCUGGCCCGCGCUUGCCCCCCAGGGCCUCAUGUCGGAACCACAGCCUGACCUGGAGCCGCCCCAACAUGGGCUGUACAUGCUCUUCCUGCUUGUGCUGGUCUUCUUCCUCAUGGGCCUGGUAGGCUUCAUGAUCUGCCACGUGCUCAAGAAGAAAGGCUACCGCUGCCGCACCUCGAGGGGCUCGGAGCCUGACGACACCCAGCUCCAGCCCCCUGAGGAUGAUGACAUGAAUGAGGACACAGUAGAGAGGAUUGUUCGAUGCAUCAUCCAAAAUGAAGCCAAUGCUGAGGCCUUGAAGGAGAUGCUGGGGGACAGUGAAGGAGAAGGGACAAUGCAACUGUCCAGUGUGGAUGCCACCUCCAGCUUGCAGGACGGAGUCCCCUCCCAUCAUCACACAGUGCACCUGGGCUCCGCAGCCCCUUGCAUCCACUGCAGCCGGAACAAGAGAUCCCCACUUGUCCGUCAGGGACGCUCCAAGGAAGGAAAGGGUCGCCCCCGGCCUGGGGAGACCACUGUGUUCUCUGUUGGCAGGUUCCGGGUGACACACAUUGAGAAGCGCUAUGGGCUGCAUGAGCAUCGUGAUGGCUCCCCCACGGACAGGAGUUGGGGAUCUGGUGGGGGGCAGGACCCAGGGGGUGGCCAGGGGUCUGGGGGAGGGCAGCCCAGGACAGGGAUGCCUGCCAUUGAGAGCCUUCCCCCUGAGAGGCCGCAGCCCCAGGCCCUUGCCAGCCCCCCAGUGCGGAAUGGAGGACUCAGGGACAGCAGCCUAGUCCCUCGUGCACUUGAGAGGAGCCCUGGAGCCUCUGCAGAGUCGAUGCUGGGGGCUGGAGGGAGGGGCCCAAGCCCAGGGCUGGCCAGUCAACAGGCAAAUGGACAGCCAAGCAAACCGGACACCUCAGAUCACCAGGUGUCCCCACCACAGGGGGCAGGGGGUGUGUGAGGUGAGUCUGCCUGGGCCCCAAGUCAGAUAAUCUCAUCCUCCCACCCCCUACUUUAAACUACCUAAGCCCAUUGGUUCCCUGAACCCCCAAGCUAAACUGCAGGCUUAGCCUUUGGUACAUAUUCCUUGGUUUGGUGGUGGGGAGUGGGCUUGUGCUCCAGGGGAUAGGGAAGGUCCUGCAGCCCCUGGGGAAAAGCGGGGACACAGCUUGAAUAGGAGGAAACACUGUUACCCUUCCUCUCCUCCAAGCCUCCUCCUUCUUUGUGCUGAUGGACUACCAGCUGGCAGGGCCAGGGGGUGGGUAGGCAUGAAGCCCCUCCUCUCCACUGGACAGCACUGCCCCCCAGCUGAGGGACCAGCCCUACUUCCACCUGGAGCUGCACGGUCUCAGGCUGGGGGACCUUGGGAGAAGUCCCACCUCCGGUCCUCAGUCUCUUCCCCUUCCCCUGCCUGCCAACAGGCCGCCUGACCUGCCUUCCCCAUCACCUCACUCCAUAUGCUAGAGCGUGUGGCUGGGAGCAGGCCCCUGCCCUUGGUGGGCCCUUAAAGCAAUAGCACCUUAGACCCCCUGCCCUCUUGGCACAAGAGGCCCAGGCCCUGGCUUGGGCUUUGUGCCCUUUAUUCACUGUCAAUAAAUCCGCUCAGACCAUUACAGCUGCUUCGCAUACUGGCUCCAGCUCCUUCUGACAGGCCUGCCCCCAUCCCAGCCCCCAACCCCAGUGGCUCUGGCAUCUGGAGUGGUGUGAUUCA